Messenger RNA from Sarcophilus harrisii (Tasmanian devil), 3333 nucleotides. It is a transcript of the gene PNPLA1, whose product is annotated as patatin like phospholipase domain containing 1. Gene Ontology annotation, molecular function: triacylglycerol lipase activity. Bases 1 to 1869 code for a protein of 622 amino acids. Gene Ontology annotation, cellular component: membrane; cytoplasm; lipid droplet. The transcript is spliced from 10 exons. NCBI's taxonomy places the organism in Eukaryota, Metazoa, Chordata, Mammalia, Dasyuromorphia, Dasyuridae. Gene Ontology annotation, biological process: triglyceride catabolic process; lipid homeostasis. The record is from RefSeq and is a predicted model, not a curated record.
AUGAUGGAACAGAACUUUAAGGGGGACCCCGAUACCCCGCACUCCAUCUCCUUCUCCGGCAGCGGGUUCCUCUGCUACUAUCAGGUGGGAGCCGUGGAUGCUUUCCGAGACCUGGCGCCUCGCAUGCUGGACACUGCUCAUCGCGUGGUCGGGACGUCCGCCGGCUCCGUGGUGGCUGCCCUGACGGUGUGCGGCAUCGGCAUGAAUGAGUAUCUCAAAGUCUUAAACACUGGUGUGGAAGAGGUCCGGAAGUCCUUUCUGGGGCCAUUUUCUCCUUCCUGCAAGAUGGUCCAGAUGAUGAAGCAGUUUCUGUACCGAGUCCUGCCUGAGGAUUCCUACAAGUUGGCGACAGGAAGGCUCCAUGUAGCCCUCACACGGGUGACAGAUGGGGAGAAUGUGGUGGUGUCUGAAUUUACUUCCAAGGAAGAGCUCAUUGAGGCACUCUACUGCAGCUGCUUUAUACCCGUAUACUGUGGCCUCAUUCCACCAACUUACCGGGGUGAGAGGUAUAUUGAUGGCGGUUUCACCGGAAUGCAGCCAUGCUCCUACUGGACAGACUCAAUUACCAUCUCAGCUUUCAGUGGCCAGCAAGAUAUUUGCCCCAGAGACUGCCCGGCUAUCUUUCAUGACUUCCAGUUAUUCAACUGUACCUUCCAGUUCUCCUUGGAAAAUAUUACCCGGAUGACCCAUGCGCUCUUUCCCCCAGACCUAAUGGCCCUGCAUGAAUACUACUACCGGGGAUAUCAGGACACAGUUUUAUACUUGAAGAGACUGAAUGCUGUCUAUUUGGAAUCCCCCACCAAGAAUUUAAUGUUCCCACGGGUGGAAGUGUUCUGUCUUGGAAAUCUGUACCGAUGCAGGGAAUGGGAAGUGACUGAUGAGCAGAACCCAGAGACCACACAAGCCAGCUUGUCAGAAUUCUCAAGCCACACUUUGAAUGAAGUCACCAAGAGAACUGUAAAGGAUGAUGAUGGUCCACCUGACUCCUUUGCUGUGCAAGCACCUGAAUCUGUAUCUGUCCAGCUCCCUUUAUCACCUUCCAUGCAGUCAUCUACAGUAUCAGUUCCAUCACUCAUAAAGUCACCUGUAGGGUCACCUGUCUCACCUAUGGGGUUCUCUCUUUCAUCAUCACCUUUGUCACCUGGCUCACCUAUGGGACUGCCAGUUUCAUUACCCCUUGAACAGUCACCCAUAUCACCAAUUGUUCAGUCAGUGGCUCAGUCACUCCCAUCAUUCAUGCAAUCAUCUGUGCAUCUCUCUCCUGUGCAAUCACCUUUAGGACUUCCUUUCUCAUCUCUACCCAUGGAGUCUUCUCUAUCACCUUUUGUGCAGUUGCCUGUCUCAUCCCCAGUACAGUCACCAGUAUCAGCUCCUGUACAAACGCUUCCUUCAGUCAUAGUGCCAUCACCAACGUUAUCUCCUGCAUCUCCAGCUGAGCCAUAUCUUCCACGGAUACCCCUAAAUUCACCUUCAGCAUCUCCUAUGCAGGUAUCAUCCAUGGAGGAUGAUGUCAUGCCCCAGUCCCAAGCUCUACCUAAGACUUCAAACAAGAAAGUCACCGUAUUUCUAGUGAAUGUGAAGGAAGCAGUAUCCAAGCCCUUUGUGAAGGGUCACCCUGUAGAUGACACACCUUGGAUGAAUAAGUUAUUUGGAAGGACCAGCCAUGACACAAAUGGCACCAGAAGAGACUUCUCAAGACACCGAAAAUCCUGGCAAGCAAAAAAAAGAGAGCAGUCUUCAUCCUGCCACGGCAACUCAUCUCUGCUUCCCACUUCUGGGACGGUUUGGGUGUCCUACCGCCCUCAUCCCAUCAGCACGUGUCAGACAUUCGAUGACCCUCAGGCAUCUACACACCUCGAGAGGGACUAGAAGUAGCCUCUGUGUGACUUUGUGGGGAGCUUUCUUCUGCCUCCUGUCAUAUUCCAGAUUGGAAUGGCUGUGUUGAUGAUCAUGGGAAUCCUAACUUUCAUGUGGCUGGGGACCACUGUGUCAGCAUAGCCUUUCUUUAUCCCUGAGCUCCUGAGAACCUCACCAAAACUCUUCCCUCUUACAUGGAAAGAAAGCCCACCCAAAUGGGCAAUUGUUCCCCGUGACUCAGCAAUGUCCCUGAGAACCAGCUCCUGGAUAUGAAGUCCAACAGGAUUUUCUGUCUGAACUGUCAGCAUUCCUUGCUGUUGUUUUUAGUGCCUAUAUAUUAACUUCACUGCCCUCUCCAUAUGGAUUCAGUAUUCUGGGAGAAAAAGUUUUUUGUUUUGUUUUUUUUAAGACUAAUUUCUUUUCCCUUUUAUUAUACCUCCAGCUUCUAUUGUGUGUUCACCUUUCAGCCAGUGAAAUUUGUCUCUGUGUUUCUAUAGUCCUGAAUAAAGGGGCAGCAGGUAUUUUGUCUCAAGGAUUCCCAGGCCAGUUCAAUCCCAAGGAAUUCAAUGAAGUCUUUGCACCCCAUAUCCUCCCUGAGCUUAUAAAAGGGCUCUGAAUAUCCAUCCUCACUUCUUUCAGUCUCAUUAAGAAGGUCCAUGUCUGCAAAUCACAAGAAGACUCAAAAAAACCUCCUGACUGAUACCAUUUGCAAAACAAACAGAUGACCUAGUACCAAGACUGGGAAGAGAGUUUGUUUAACAAAAUGUGUGAUGCAAAACCAAUGCAGAAUAUUGAAAGAAGAAAAGCAGAAAACGAUGCAUAUUUUUGAAUGCUCAAUUGAUGAGCCUUCCUGGAAGAGUAAUAAAGUACAUUCAUUUUCAUGGGCAAAUUUGAGUCCAAAAGUGAGAACAAUGGACACGGUGGGAGUAAGAGGAGGUUGAGUGUGAGGAUAUAUUUAAAUGGAAUCAUUUAACAUAACAUAGUUUUUAAUCAACUUUGUUUUCAAUGCACAUCUAAGGAGAUGAUCUUGUGAUGAUCCUCUGAAAUCUUCUCUUGAGAACUCAAGUAUACUUCCAAAAUGUCUGAUGGGGAGCUCCUUUGGAGAUCUCUUCUUCCUCUUGUUUCCCUUUGUGGAGUUUCUUGCAUUAAUACUGGGGGGAAAAUCCCUCUUUAGGUUUAUGAAGGGAGGAAGAAUUACAUAAGUCUGCAUACCUCUCCAUAAUGUCUAGAGAACAAUGUGACAAAUCAUUUGCAAGAAUUGACUGCUGCCCAUUCUUCUUCAAGACGUAUACAAGCAGAGACUCGUGGAAAAUAGGAUGUUUUUCAUGACCUGGGAAUGUACAUUCCCUGGUGCAGGAGGGUGGGAAUAGAGCUCAAUAAUAAUUAUUGUUGUGACACUAAACUUGUACAUACUGCCAGAUGUAACAGAUGUUUGAGGAUCAAUUAUACAAUGAGCAUCAAUAAAGAUUUCCAAAA